GGAGGAGUGGAGCAGAGCAAAGGAAGCAAGAAGUGAUCAUGGCUACUGCAGAGCUGAGCUGCCAGGUGUCCGAGGAGAACCAGGAGUGCAGGGAGGCAUUCUGGGCUGAAUGGAAAGACCUGACUCUGUCCACCCGGCCAGAGGAGGGCUGUUCCCUGCAUGAGGAGGAUGCUCAACGGCAAGAGACCUACCACCAGCAGGGACAGUGUCAGGCCUUGGUGCAGCAGUCUCCCUGGCUGGUGAUGCGUCUGGGUAUCCUUGGUCGUGGGCUGCAGGAGUACCAGCUGCCCUACCAGCGGGUGCUGCCACUACCCAUCUUCACCCCCACCAAAGUAGGGGCUGCCAAGGAGGAGCGCGAGGAGACCCCUAUCCAGCUGCGGGAGCUGUUGGCGCUGGAGACAGCCCUGGGUGGCCAGUGUGUAGAGCGCCAGGAUGUGGCUGAGAUCACCAAGCAGCUGCCUCCUGUGGUGCCUGUUAGCAAGCCUGGGGCCCUUCGUAGAACCCUGUCCCGCUCCAUGUCCCAGGAAGCACAGAGAGGUUGAGAAAGGACUGUCUCAGGCUCCACUGUGCCCUCUCUGGGCUGGGCCCUUCCUGGCUAGAACCAUGGAGCUGUUGGCUGUGACUGCUUUGUAGUUUGCCCAGAACUGGGGGCUAUGGGAGGCGGGAGCCAGAGGCCAGGAUGUCUGGGUCCCCUGAACUCCAAAAGGGAAGAGAGAAAAGAUGGUGGGCACUAGAGAUGAAGAGCUGGGGGCCAGCACAGCCUAGCACCCUCAGCCCCAAUAGAGACAAAAGAUGCUAGUGAGGGAAAGAGACCCCUGGGAGCAAUGGCCUGGUCCAGACUGCAGCUUUGGAGAAGGGCUAGGACAAGCAUGAGAGGAUCUGGAAUGUUCUGGGAAGGAAACUUGGAGACUGGAGGGAGGGGGAUGUGAAGAGGGCAGAAGCAGGGCUGGGCCCCCAGCACCCUCUGUUAGUACUGCAAUAAAUGCUCAACCAUG
This is a messenger RNA of Castor canadensis (American beaver), 995 nucleotides long. RefSeq names its product titin-cap (gene Tcap). Lineage: Eukaryota; Metazoa; Chordata; Mammalia; Rodentia; Castoridae. Gene Ontology annotation, cellular component: Z disc. Gene Ontology annotation, molecular function: structural constituent of muscle; titin binding; protein-macromolecule adaptor activity. Gene Ontology annotation, biological process: cardiac myofibril assembly; cardiac muscle tissue morphogenesis; skeletal muscle contraction. The record is from RefSeq and is a predicted model, not a curated record.